AUGUCUACCAUCAAAGUCCACAUCAAAUCUUCUGGUGACAAGAAGUACGAGGUGUCUGUUGACACUUCUUCGUCCAUCGAAGACCUCAAGGUGAUCAUUUCGGCCGAGGCUGAUGUGCCUCCCGAGAGACAACGCUUGAUUUACAGUGGAAAGGUGUUGAAGGACUCUGAAACCGUGGCCUCCUACAAGAUUCAAGAUGGCCACACCAUCCACUUGGUUAAAAGUGCUGCUCCAAAGACUGAUGGAGCCGCUGCAAGCUCUGCAUCAACUACUACAUCUUCGGAAAGACCUGCCACUGCCUCUUCAGGAACCUCUGGCUCGGUGCCUUCCAACAUUGCCGCUGGACAAGGCUCGUUCAACCCAUUGGCAGACUUGACAGGCGCCAGGUAUGCGGGGUACACUCAGUUGCCUUCGGCGUCGAUGUUCGGUCCCGACGGAGGUAUGGGUGCUUUCCCAGACGCUGAUCAGGUCAACCUGAUGAUGUCCAGCCCGAUGUUUCAGGAACAGAUGAAUGCGUUGUUGCUGAACCCACAGAUGUUAGACUUUGUGAUCAACCAGAACCCACAGUUGCGUGCCAUGGGUCCGCAGGUGCGUGCCAUGCUUCAGUCACCAAUGUUUCGUGAUAUGCUUCUGAAUCCAGAGACCAUGCGUUCCAUGAUGCAAAUGAGCCGUGCUCAGGCUGGUGGUGCUGCUACUGAUGCUUUUCCUGCGCCAGGCCUGAACCCUACGCUAGGAGGAGACAGUGCUGGAGGUGCUGAUGCCUCAGCAGACUCUACCGGCACAGGAUCAGGAGCAGGAACCGGAAACCCUGCAGCAAACCCAUUUGCAUCGUUGUUCCCCAACGGAAUGCCUCCAAUGGACCCAUUUGCCAUGUUUGGCGGCGCUGGAGCUGCCGGAGCAGGCGGUGCAGCUGCACAGCAGGAUGACAGACCUCCAGAGGUUAGAUAUGAGAGCCAGUUGGGCCAGCUCAACGACAUGGGCUUUUUUGACUUUGAGCAGAACGUGGCUGCAUUGAGAAGAAGUGGUGGUAACGUACAGGGAGCCGUGGAGUUUUUGUUAUCCGGAAACUUUUAG
Sungouiella intermedia is the source of this 1074-nucleotide messenger RNA. Lineage: Eukaryota; Fungi; Ascomycota; Pichiomycetes; Serinales; Metschnikowiaceae. The record is from the annotation of a GenBank genome assembly.